Messenger RNA from Pedinophyceae sp. YPF-701, 2103 nucleotides. The record is from the annotation of a GenBank genome assembly. NCBI's taxonomy places the organism in Eukaryota, Viridiplantae, Chlorophyta, Pedinophyceae.
AUGGAAGCCACCUUCGAAGGGCUGCUGCGCAGCGUGCCCGCGGUGCUGCAGACGCUGCCCGACGACAGCAAGCGCAGCGUGGCGGCGACGUCGCGGAGCGCGCUGGCGGCGGUGCUGGAGUGGACCCGCGCGACGCUGCGGCUGUCCGCGGGCGGCGACCUGCUGCGUUCGAUUGCCCAGCGCAUGAGGCCCGGCGCGAGGCCCGCGCUGGGGAGCGUGUGCGUGAGGUGGCUGGCCGAGGCGACACUGGCUGCCGACGAGGCGGGCACGUUCUUGGCAGGGCUGUACGCGUUCGUGGAGCAGGGUAGCAUGUCCGACGAAGAGGAUUGGGCGGACGUCCGUGACUGGGCCAGGUCCCAGUACGGGUCGAUGGACGAAGAGAGAGAGGCUGGUGGGGAAUCAGAAUAUGAGAUCUGCGAUCUGCUAGCCGUCGCACAGGAGUGUGCGGAGCUCGGCACCCCUCUCAAGCUCCGCAGCGUGACGGCGGCACAGGAGGACGUUCACUGUGGCGACCGUGGAGGCGUGCUUCGGAAGCUGCUGCGCCUGCCGUCCGUGGCGAGCAACCUGCGCCGGCUCAAGCUGCAGUGCUUCCAUCUUUCGUCCGCUGAAUUCACCGAGCUGAUGAAGGUCCUGCGCACCACCACGAAGCUGGAGCAGCUGCUCAUGGACGGCUACUACGACGGAGAUAUACAGAUCUCGCCUGCUGGUAUGACGGAGCUGAUCGACACGGUCUCCGGACUGGAGAUGCUGCGCGAGCUGAGGCUCCCUCCUCUGCCCGAGGCAUCCGGCGCGCUUCUCCGGAUGCUCGGGACGCACAAGUCGCUGGAGGAGCUGCACCUCGUCGUCGUGCAGAAAGGAGUGAUUGACGAGGCUGCUCUCGAGUCGAUGCUGCGCACGAGCACGACGCUGAGGAAGCUCUUCAUCGUCGAUCGCUCCUGCACGAUCGACGAUUCUGAAGAAGAGGAUGAGUGGAUCGGUGCGGAUGUCGGGAAGGCUCUGAGCGCUGGACUCUCCCAGAACAACGCGCUGCGGGAACUGCACGUCGAGGGCCACUAUCUCACGUUCAACGACGGUGACGUCGACAGCCUGCUCCAGAACACGACCCUGCAGCGCCUCGAUCUGGGGAGAUCUAUUUACGGCAGAUUCGUCUCGCCACUCAAACUCGCGGCGGCGGUGAGGCGGGGCAGCGCGCUGCGGGUGAUUGACGUGGGGAGCAGGCUGACUGACAUGGUCGAUGUGGCUCGAGCGCUGUCGUCGAGGUCGUGCGUGGUCGAGCUGCACGCCGGUGACCGCUGGCGUCUCAGCGAGCCAGCGCUGGUGCCUGGGUUCCUGCGCGAGCUCGCGAAGGCCAUCGCUGACGGAGCGCUGGGCCGCACUCUGGAGGCCCUCAAAAUCUUCGACAAGUCUAGGCAGGGCAGGGACACGGAAGGCUUCGUGGCCCUCGCAAAGGCGCUGGAGCACAACCAUGUCCUGCGCGACCUGGAGAUCUGCCACGCCUCAUUCGGUGACGAAGAAGCCACCGCGCUCGGCACCGCGCUGCAGACGAACCGCGCGCUCAAGACCCUCACCCUGCAACAAUGCGACAUCGGCGACGAAGGGGCGCGUGGGCUUGCGGCAGGUCUUCAGCGCAACACAACCCUCCAGGUCGCGGACUUGUGGGAGAACAAGAUCGGCAGGGCGGGGGCGACUGCCUUGGCGGACUCGCUCGGCGCGGGAUCUGCGCUCGAACGCCUGCGACUCGGCUUCCAUAGGCCGCAGACUCACCGUCUGACUGAUCAGCUUGCAUGUCCCGUCGACGAUACCGUGGCGACGUCGUUCGCACGCGCACUGCGGCGGGGCUGCGCGCUCAGGGUCAUCGGCGUGGGGGGGUGCAGGGUCGACAGUCUUCCCUUGCGUGGGAUGCGGGAGCUGGUCGAUGCGAUGGUCGAGCGGCGGCAACUGGGGAAACAUCACGAGAUCGGAGCGGCGCUCUGGGGGGCAUCGAAGGCGACGCCGCAGCAAGACAUCCAGGAGGAGGUCGACGGGCUCAAGGGCAGGCUGCGUCGCACGUACGAGGAGGGCUGGGGACGCAUCAAGCUCAGCAUCAGCCCUCGAUCAACGUAG